Musa acuminata subsp. malaccensis (wild Malaysian banana) is the source of this 2614-nucleotide messenger RNA. Its product is annotated as protein trichome birefringence-like 25. Lineage: Eukaryota; Viridiplantae; Streptophyta; Magnoliopsida; Zingiberales; Musaceae. The record is from RefSeq and is a predicted model, not a curated record. Gene Ontology annotation, cellular component: Golgi apparatus. Gene Ontology annotation, molecular function: O-acetyltransferase activity.
GUGAUUAAGUUAAAUAAGACUUUGUGUUUGUUUGAUCAUUCUUUGUAGGCAUGCUAGUUUUCCUGCCAUAUAUUCUUACUUCAGGAUCUCAUUUCUGUUGCUGCUGCUGUAACCUUGAGCUUUUGGUUAAAUUUCUGAUGGAAACUAGGCAGCCAUUUCUGCUCUUCUAAAGGGAUUGGAGGUCUUGGCACCUUAGCAUCAGAGACAAUUUCUUGGCUGAUAAGAUAGGAAAAACAGUGAACCACAUGACUGCUAAAUUCUCCAAAUUAGCUGGGAGGAACUACCUUGCCUACUGGAAAUAGCAGAGGUUGAUACACGAUUGGAUGGAUAUAGAUUGCUUGUUGGCUAAUAAAUGCAACCCAUCAUUUCUCCUUUUUGGGACCAAACAUUGAAGUGUGACUUCUUGGAGCAAUUAAAGUGCCUUGGGGUGGUCUGAAAAAACAUGAACAGGUAGAUGUUAAUGUUAGUACUGAUUGUGGAUCUACCAAUAUGAGCUGAACUUUUUUCCACUGCCACCAUUAGAUUUUGGAAGGUACCAACUACUACAACCUUUUAUUCAAUGCCACAAAUUUAAGCAAGUGCAUUGGUAGGUCGAGUUGAAAAGUCUGAGGUAAACAAUCUACCUCAGUGAUUGAAUCACUCUGGCUUGGUAGAUACUUGCUGAAGAGGAUGCUUGGGAUCAAAGUAACAUACAUGGGGCAAGGUAAACUUGGUAAACAAGUUCAUUGACUUGCAAAGAAAGAUCCAACCGGAAGCUUUGUUCUUGGUAGGCUGUGUUACUUGGAUGAUAAGGUUACUGUGACGGAUUGUUUGGACUUGAGUGUGGCAAGAGUUAUUAUAACUUGGAAAUGGUGUGGCUUGGUUGAUGAACUGGUGAUGUAAGACAGAUCAUGUCUGUUGUAGGAAGACAAGUUUUCUGCUCCUUGCUUCUUGUUGAAUCGACACAGAGGGGGGAGAUGGUGAGGGAGAAGCCAUUUGGCUCAACAGUGGACAGAUAUGGUCACAUGACAUGUUAUUUGGGACCUUGUAUGAACUGCCAAAUGCCUGUGGUGAAGAACAAAGUGGAGCAGCACCGGGGGACCAAAUCCACACAUCAAAGUUGCAAGAUUUAAAGCAUCAAUGUCUCAAUUUGCCAGAAACAGACUUACCAUCAACAGAUGCAGGUGCCCCGGCUCCAAAAGCCGCCCUAGAUGUUGAAGAACAAGUUUCUCAACAAGAUAAGUGUGAUCUUUUUACGGGAGAGUGGAUCCCGAAUCCAUCAGGACCACUGUACACCAAUGAGAGCUGCCGAUUCAUAGAACCUCCUCAAAAUUGUAUGAAGAAUGGACGUCCUGAUGUGGGAUACCUUUUUUGGAGAUGGAAACCACAUGGUUGUCAUGUACCACCCUUCAAUGCCACAAAAUUUUUGGAAACUAUGCAGAACAGAAGUUGGGCGCUCGUUGGUGAUUCAAUUCUUCGCAACCAUGCACAGUCAUUGAUUUGUCUUCUUUCUAAGGUCGGAGAUCCUGUUGAGGUCUACCAUGAUGACCAAUACAAAUCAAGAAGAUGGCACUUCCCCUCUCACAACUUCACUCUCUCCCUCAUCUGGAGCCCGUUCCUCAUCAAAGCAGAGAUCUUCGAAAAUGAUAAUGGUGAGUCGAAGUCUGAAAACCGGCUUCACAUCGACACGCUUGAUAAAAAGUGGACAAGUCAGUAUAAUAGCUUUGAUUACAUAGUGAUAUCUGGUGGCCAGUGGUUUCUGAAAACUGCAAUUUAUUUGGAGAAUAAUACAGUUGUCGGUUGCCACUAUUGUCCCAAGCUGAACAUAUCAGAGCUCAGUCUUGAGUCUGCUUAUAGCAAAAUCCUUAGUUCUGUCUUCGGUUUUGUCACCACUUCCAAGCACAAGCCAGUUGUAAUUUAUAGGACAUGGACGCCAGACCACUUCGAAUAUGGUGAAUGGUUUAGUGGUGGCAAAUGUAACAGGACCUCACCGUAUAAGAUCAGGGAGUUCAAUGGCAAGGAUGUGGACCAUGUGAUGCGAAAGAUUGAGUUGGAGGAGUUUGGCAGGGCAGCGACAGCUGAUGGUUCAGAGAAUGAGGCAAACUUGAAACUCUUGGACACUUAUCAGCUCUCAUUGCUGCGGCCUGAUGCUCAUUCGGGUCCUUACAGGACAUUUCAUCCAUUCGACAAGAAUAAGAAUGCAAAGGUUCAGAAUGACUGUCUGCAUUGGUGCUUGCCUGGCGCAAUUGAUACUUGGAAUGAGUUAAUUAUGGAGCUUAUAACGAACGAGUGAAUCUCAGUUACAGCUUCUCCAAGGCGAAACUUUGUUUCUUCGCAUCCGUCGUAUGUGUCGAGAUCAAAUUACAGGAAAGCCAAAAGCCACAGGAUUCUCAAACUGCUGCACGGAAUCUGGUUCAGCUGAAGAAGAUUAUGAUUGUAUUCUCGCUUGGAUAACUGUAAUCAGAUGUAGUACCCUGUAAAUUUUGAUGGACGAGAAUCCUGCCUAAUCUUUGUUGCCAUGAUUCUCUGGCAUUCUUUUGAUAUCAGAGAAGAUGCCUAUUUUUGUACCAAAAUGCAAGAAUUUGUGGCUCUCUUUUAUCUUCUACAUCUCAAUAAAUGAUCACUGUGGAGGUCU